AGGAGCCAGUGGCGAAGCUGCCACCACCGCAACUCUCUUUUCUUUGCAGACAGGCGGUGGAAGCUUGCACCUUUGGUGCGGCCCUCUUCUCUUCCAGCAGAGAGCUUGGAUGUGGUCAUGUCAGCCAGAUUUGUCAAUGCCCUGGCCGGAUCUCACUGUAUUUUAGCAAAAGCAUGUCAGUGCCAAAGACUUGUUCAUCCAACAGGAAAACCACUUAAGGUAUUUGAGAGUACAACACGCAGCUCCCUGACAAGAAGUAAAAAUAUGGAUUUGUUCUUUCCUGAUACAGCAGCUGGUGGUUUGAAUAAGUCCCAGAUUCUGGAAAUGAACCAGAACGUCCCAAACACAAGCAUAUUCUCUGCAUUCAACAUGGCAUAUUGCCAAGAUGAACAAGCUCACCUUCCAACCAGGAAGUCUUUGGGUACUCACCGGAUGACUCACAAACCAAAUCGAUUAGGUCCUAAGUGGUUUAUAAAAAUAAUCAGGAGCCAUUACUCAUCUACAUCAACAGAAACGCUUGUUCCUAAACAAGACUUUCCACAAAUCAAGAGACCACUAAAGGCAUCGAGGACCAGGCAGCCAUCCAGGACCAACCUUCCAGAACUGUCCAUGAACGAGGACCUGAUGCACUGCACAGCGUUUGCAACUGCAGAUGAAUAUCACCUUGGAAACCUCUCUCAAGACCUGGCCUCUCAUGGAUAUGUUGAAGUAACAAGCUUGCCUAGAGAUGCAGCAAAUAUUUUGGUGAUGGGCGUGGAAAAUUCUGCAAAAGAAGGCGAUCCUGGGACAAUAUUCUUCUUCAGGGAAGGAGCUGCUGUGUUCUGGAACGUAAAAGACAAAACUAUGAAGCAUGUGAUGCAAGUUCUAGAAAAACACGAAAUCCAGCCCUAUGAAGUUGCAUUGGUGCACUGGGAAAAUGAAGAGCUUAACUACAUAAGAACAGAGGGACAGUCGAAGCUUCACCGAGGGGAGAUCAGGUUAAAUUCCGAGCUGGAUUUAGAUGACACCAUUCUGGAGAAAUUUGCAUUUUCAAAUGCUCUUUGCCUUUCAGUGAAACUGGCUAUUUGGGAAGCAUCACUGGAUAAAUUUGUGGAAUCUAUUCAGUCAAUUCCAGAGGCUUUAAAAGCUGGGAGGAAAGUGAAACUUUCUCACGAAGAAGUUAUGCAGAAAAUGGGUGAACUCUUUGCUCUAAGACAUCGGAUAAACUUGAGUUCAGACUUCUUGAUCACUCCUGAUUUCUACUGGGACAGAGAAAACCUAGAAGAACUUUACGAUAAAACGUGUCAGUUCCUAAGCAUUACUCGUAGAGUUAAGGUCAUGAAUGAAAAACUUCAACACUGCAUGGAGCUGACAGAUCUAAUGCGGAAUCACCUGACCGAGAAGAGGGCGCUCCGCCUGGAGUGGAUGAUCGUCAUCCUCAUCACCAUCGAGGUAAUGUUUGAGCUGGGACGAGUAUUUUUUCUAAUCAAGUGAUGACCAAAGGAAAAGUGUUACUGCAAGACAUAUUCAGGUUCUACAAUCAAGAAGUAAAUAUUCACGGUUGGGGGAAUUCUUAUUUAGUAGAGAGAGGGAGGAGAAACAUGGAGAGAACAUCGACAGGCUACCUCCUGCAGUCACCACCUCGCAGGGGAUUUGGCCCACACACAACCUGGGCAUGUGCCCUGACCGGGAAUUGAACUGGCACCCUCUUGGUGCAUGGGUCAACGGUCAAGCACUGAACCACAC
This is a messenger RNA of Molossus molossus (Pallas's mastiff bat), 1725 nucleotides long. RefSeq names its product required for meiotic nuclear division 1 homolog (gene RMND1). Bases 118 to 1473 code for a protein of 451 amino acids. NCBI's taxonomy places the organism in Eukaryota, Metazoa, Chordata, Mammalia, Chiroptera, Molossidae. The transcript has 13 exons. Gene Ontology annotation, biological process: positive regulation of mitochondrial translation. The record is from RefSeq and is a predicted model, not a curated record.